GCUGGUCGCCGGGCUCUCAUUCUGCGGACGGAAGGGGAAGAGAGAGGCAGCGCAGUGCUGGGCAGAGCUGGGAUCGCGCUGGAUGGGACUGGCCGCUCUGUGUUUUCAGCUCGUUUCUCUUUCUCCUUCCUUAGUGAUCGCAGGGAUCUCGGCUGACCAUGGAUCUUGUACAGAGGGGUGAUGUUGUGGGGGUUGUGGUUCUGAGGGUGUGAUCUGAUCGUCCUGUGUGUCCCCUGUGCCAGGAAUCGCGGUGACAUCCGUCCAGGUGACAUAGAGGUAUAUAGAGGGAUCCUGAUCGCCGCUCCUCGUCCCCGGAUUGGCUCUCUGUUCUGUGGAUUGGAUCCCAUUGCUGAAACAUGGAGGCUGUGAUAGAGAAGGAGUGCAGUGCCCUGGGGGGGCUCUUCCAGACCAUCAUCAGUGAUAUGAAGGCAAGUUAUCCCGUGUGGGAAGAUUUCAUCAACAAAGCAGGAAAAUUGCAGUCUCAGCUCCGGACUACUGUGGUGGCAGCUGCUGCCUUCCUGGACGCCUUCCAGAAAGUGGCUGACAUGGCAACCAACACUCGGGGGGGGACAAGAGAAGUUGGUUCCGCUUUGACCCGGAUGUGUAUGAGACAUCGCAGCAUAGAGUCCAAACUGAGGCAGUUUUCCAGCGCUCUGAUCGACUGUCUGAUCAAUCCACUGCAAGAGCAAGUUGAAGAAUGGAAGAAGGUUGCUAAUCAGCUCGACAAGGAUCAUGCUAAAGGUAGCAAUCACUGGAGAUCAAUAAAAGAAUACAAAAAGGCCCGUCAAGAAAUCAAGAAAAAGUCAUCAGACACUCUUAAACUUCAGAAAAAGGCCAAGAAAGGGAGAGGAGACAUUCAGCCCCAGCUGGACAGCGCCUUGCAGGAUGUCAAUGAUAAAUACUUAUUGCUGGAAGAAACGGAGAAGCAGGCGGUGAGGAAAGCCCUGAUCGAAGAACGCAGCCGCUUCUGCUCCUUUAUCUCCAUGCUGCGGCCUGUCAUCGAAGAGGAAAUCUCCAUGCUGGGGGAGAUCACCCAUUUACAGACAAUAUCUGAAGACCUGAAGACUCUCACCAUGGAUCCCCACAAACUUCCUUCUGCCAGUGAGCAGGUGAUCCAUGAUUUGAAGGGCUCAGACUAUAACUGGUCUUAUCAGACCCCUCCAUCUUCUCCCAGUACCACCAUGUCUCGCAAGUCCAGCGUCUGCAGCAGUCUGAACAGCGUUAACAGUAGUGAUUCGAGGUCGAGCGGCUCGCACUCACACUCACCCACUUCACACUAUCGCUAUCGCAGCUCCAACCUGCCCCAGCAGGCGCCGAUGAGGCUGUCCAGUGUCUCCUCCCACGAUUCUGGCUUCAUUUCCCAAGAUGCUUUUCAGUCAAAGUCUCCAUCACCUAUGCCACCAGAAGCUGUCAACCAGAAUUCAUCCAGCUCUGCCUCCUCUGAAGCGUCUGAGACCUGCCAGUCGGUCAGUGAGUGUAGUUCUCCCACGUCUGUGAGCUCCGGGUCCACCAUGGGAGCGUGGGCCUCCACUGACAAGCUGUCUAAUGGGUAUCCUCACUAUGGCGAACUGCCUAUGGCAGGCCAAUUCACCCAUUUCCCGCUCCCAGUGUCCCGCCCCUGGAACCGAUCUAAUUCCGCUCUUCCAGACUAUCACUAUUACACCAUUGGUCCAGGCACAGUGCCAUCAUCCAAGAUCCCUUCCUGGAAGGACUGGGCUAAGCCAGGUCCAUACGACCAGCCUGUGAUGAACACGCUUCAGAGACGCAAACGUGAAGUUGACCCUUCUUCAGGAGCCCAGUUCAUGCAUCCCGGACUAAUUAAUGAGGCUCAUUCACCCCGCAGUACAAGAAUGCUCGUGGCAUCAAGGCAAGGGGAAGAAGCAGAAAACUGUGACGAUCUGGCUCUUGCCCUGAGCAGAGGACUGCAGCUGGAUACACAGAGGAGCAGUCGGGAUUCCCUGCAGUGCUCCAGUGGAUACAGCACACAAACCACCACCCCGUGCUGUUCAGAAGACACCAUCCCAUCACAAGUUUCAGAUUAUGAUUACUUCUCGGUGAGUGGAGAUCAAGAGCAAGAGCAACAGGAUUUCGACAAGUCCUCUACCAUCCCGAGAAACAGCGACAUUAGUCAGUCAUACCGCAGGAUGUUUCAAUCCAAGCGCCCUGCGUCCACUGCAGGAUUGCCAGCCAACUUUGCGCCUGUCAUGGUCACUCCUGGUGUGGCCACCAUCCGGAGAACACCGUCCACCAAGCCGUCAGUGAGACGCGGCAACAUUGGAGGAGGUCCCAUUCCAAUAAAGACACCAGUUAUUCCGGUCAAAACCCCAACUGUCCCAGACCUUCCAGGUGGGCUUCCCAGCAGCACCAGUGAGGAGUCACCUGAGCAGAGCCCCGACUCGCCAUCCAUCACAGAAGGAGGCGUGCUGGGCGGUGACAUACCCGCAUCUUUAUGGAGCGGACAAGCUUCUGUAAACCCCCCUCUCACGGGAACCCCUGGCGUUAUUGCUGAAGAGCAAAGGCCAGGUCGGUCAGAAAUUGAAGACGAAGAAGAUGAACAGGAUGGUCCUGUCAUUCCUGAACCCACAGGCCAACCAUACCCAGAGACCGCAGAUACUGCUUUGACAGAUGAACCGCAGGGAGAAGAUAUGCUCAACGCAAUUCGCCGUGGGGUCAAACUGAAGAGGACCACCACAAAUGAUCGCUCGGCUCCUCGAAUCUCCUAGAGAAAUAAAAAAAAAAAAAAACAGGGAGUGUCUUCCGAGCCGGGUACAAGGAACUGCACCCUGACACUUGUCUUUAAUCCAUUCCAAUCUACGAUGGGAGGAUUUUGUAGGAGCAUACACAGGGUUGACAAACUCUUCAAGAAACAAAUACUACAAUAGUUCCAAAAACAGCAGCGUAGAAAAGACAACCUUAGAAUCUGUUGGUGUUCCAAUUGUAAAUAGUGAUUUUACUUCUGCACAUAGUUAAUCCCUUUUAUGUUCUUUUCCUGCUUUUCAUUUCACCAAUUCAUUUUUAUUUCCAUAAAGUGCCAAAACCCAUAUUUUAGUUUGAAAGAAACCCUUGUAAAUUUUAAAAGCUUUGGACAGGACAAAACAAACAAACAAAAAAUAAAGCAAGAAUAAGAAAGUGUUCCUACGGAGAAUGAAGGACUGGGGGUUGUCUUGCGCCCCCUCUUGCAUUCUGUUUUGGACUUGUACAGAUGGACAACGGAUGACCCGUCUGCUUGGCAAGGAGCGGGUGCAGUUCAAUGGAACAGCCAUGGGGCUACUUAAUAUGAGGUGUAGACCACCUUUGCAUCAGAGCAACCUAACUUUUCCUAUACAAACACUGCGGCUAAGGACUUUUUUUAUUAUGAUUUUAAAUUCUUUUGUUUUUUUUUGUUUUUUUAAUGCUGAUGAUAUAAAUUAUUAACAAUUAUGAGCAAUAUAUAAAUUGAAAAAAAAAAGUUUUAGCAUGCAACGGGGGAUUUAGUGAUGAAGACUACCAUUGUGACCCAUGCUGUCACUCACACUGUAAUCUAGACAUUACUGCUUGCAUCUACCAUGCUGAUACAGUCCAAAUAAUCUAUACAGUAGUACAGUUUCCCGAUUUUUUAUUUUAUUUUUUUCAAAUGCUAUUAAAUCUCAUACUUUCAGUUGUA
Molecule: messenger RNA, 3643 nt
Organism: Rana temporaria (common frog)
Lineage: Eukaryota; Metazoa; Chordata; Amphibia; Anura; Ranidae
Gene: MTSS1
Product: MTSS I-BAR domain containing 1
Exons: 15
Coding region: 357-2723 (788 amino acids)
Biological process (GO): adherens junction maintenance; plasma membrane organization; positive regulation of actin filament bundle assembly
Cellular component (GO): cytoplasmic side of plasma membrane; actin cytoskeleton
Molecular function (GO): phospholipid binding; actin binding
Source: RefSeq, a predicted model, not a curated record